GACCGACCACCACUGGACUGCUUGUUCUCAAUUGAUAUAACUCUUCUUUUUCAUUCAAUUCGUAGUUUUAAGAAUCAGAUGAAACUUUUAAUGUGAUACUGUAACACCUCUCGAUCAAGUACAUUAAGGUCCAUUGUGCUGAUGGAUAACUACACAAACUGACCAUGAGAAAUUGAGGCUUAAGCACCUGCAGUGUAAAGGUUUUAACAUCAAGGAGCUGUUUCAUUUAAGGAGAUGUUGGAAGAUCUGAAAGCUACCACUGCAGCCUGUUCAGCUUUUGAACAGCAUCGCUUCAAAAGCCACCUCUGUGUUCACUGCUUCAAGCCCAAGUUGGCUCAUGUAGAGAAAGUCGACAAGAAGAUGGAUACCACAAAGAUUCUCGCCCUUGACAACAACAUCAACAAUGUGCAAGAGCAUGAUGGGAAGGCUGCGAAGCAGCAGAAGUAUGACAUUCCCAAAGUCAUCAUUCGCAACCAGAAUAACCUCCAGAAGGAUGUGAAAGGGCGGGGCGAGAGACAGGCUGAAAGGAAUAACAGGAAGAGGGGUAAAGAGAGAACUAAAGAAUCGUUACCCCACAAUGCAAAGCGUGAUGCGACGAGUAAAGCCACAAAGAAUGCCUUGACCUUCAACAUCCCUUGUGAAGCAGAAUGCCCGUCUGGUUUGGACAACACGGUAUCAUCUAGAAAUGAAUCGACACAAGCUGGGAUAAAGAGCUCUGAAUCAUGUUCAGAGAAUGGAAGCAUCAACAUCAAUGUUGGACAGGGACAGGAGACCAAUGGCAAUAUCUACCCGGAUAACAACCCAUCAGACAGCGAGCUAGAGCUGAGUGGUAGUUACAGUGAGCAGUAUAGGCGAGCAUUGCGCCCCGUACAGAAGGCAGGAAACCCGUCUAAGACCAGAGGCAGGAGCCGCCAUGAUCCAGAGCUCCCAGAGUUUGUGAAAGUCGCCAAAAAUCUUAGACACAUUCAGAGCAUGGGGAAUACUUCUUCAGCAGAGGUUCAUAGCAGCAAUAACAACAACCAUUCUGUUAUCGAGACAGAAGAGAUGCUCCCAAAUCUGCCUGACUUGCCAAACGUGGUUGGAAGUGAUGCCAGUGUAGAGGAGCUACAGAAAUUAGUGGAUUCCAAAUCCAAUCUGCCUAUGAAUUUUGUCAUGAACUCUCAGUCUACGCUGACAGGUCACGAGACUCUCCCAAAGUCCGUAGGAAAGUCAAGGCCAUCUAUAAAGCCACUCACAAAACACAUAAGACAGACUUCCGAUCCGGAGGUUUUCAUGCCAUCUACGAACAAAAAAAUUGUGGUAAACGUCAGCACUUCGACAGGAGAAAACAUGAAAGAUGUGAAGACUGAGAAUGUAGUGGUGAGAAACAGCCAGCUCAGUUCAGAUGUUUAUUUUGGCAAGCCUCCGGUCACGUCUCCCCAGAAACAUGCAGGCGACGAUGAACAACAAGAUUUGACAUCCCGAUAUGGACAUAUUGCAGAUUGUGUCACAAUUAUUUCACAGAGUGGGGAGGUAUCUCAUCGCUAUGAGAUAGACAAAGGAGACAGUGGUAGUGCUGAGAUGGAUAAUGGUUCAGGUUCCCAGUCUCCUACAGUGAGAACAAAACCCUACAGGGUUGUAGAUUUGAAUGAUAAUCAGGCGAAAAAGUCAAGCAGUAAUGGUACUUCAUCAAAUAGUGGUAGGAUGUCUCAUGAACUAGAUGAAGGUCUUGGAUUGAUCCAGCAGGAGGAUGGUGGAGCUAGCACCUCAAUGGAUCCAUCAAGUCGCUACUCAAGGAGAAAUGUUGCUCUUGUUGAUGGCAUCUAUACUGCAUCUCAGUUGAACACAGACUCUGGUAUCAACGAUUCCAUGGAAUCCAGUGAUUCUAGUGAUGCACCAAAGCACGAAACACCGCCUGCACAGAGCAGUAAAAGAAAUACGCCACCAUACCCUAUCAUUCUUCAUGAUGAACAGCCUCCAGAUAAUAGAAAAAAUAAACGAAAUUCAGGACAGUAUAAGGUUCCAAUAUUCAUUAUGCCAAAGGCGUUCAACAGCUCAGAGUGCGAUGGUACCAAAGAUAGUAAUGGUGGUGAGGUAGAUGCUCAAGUACUGCAGGGUCUUAAUCAAAGCGUUGAUUAUCUCCAGCCUAAAGAGAAAUCAAGUGAAAAGCAAGUUACCGCUCCAAGCAGAGAGGAAACUGCUAAGAAUGAAAGUUCACAGAAUCUACUGGAGUCAAAGAGAGUGUCAAUGAGUGAUGAGACAUUAAGAGAAACCAGGAGACCAUCUCGAUCAAGGUCAAAAACUCAUCCAGUCUUGGAGGAGGAAUUGUCAAAUGGUUCGAGUGGGAAAGACCCAGAUAUACCAGAUUUUGGUCAGACUAGGCUUAAGAGGGUGGCUCCAAGGCCCCCAUCGAUGGAACUCACUGAGCAGAACUUUGGUAGGGAGAGGGAUGACAGGCUGGAUAGCUUGCCCCAUCGUUCCCCGCCCCCUCCCCCUCAAAACAAAAAAGAAAAGAAAAAAUCAAUAGACAGAAGUUCCUCAGACCUAUCGGAUGACAAUGACAGAUCAUCAUAUCCGCAGGCAUCCAAUACUGACAAACUUAAGGUAGAAACUCGCAUUAGUGGGAGCUCGGGAAGGGGUGAUGAAGUAAGAAGAGAGAUGUCCCCCACGAGACACAGAGACAUGUCUCCUCUUAGAAAUCAACAUGAAUCUAGAAAGGCAACUCCAGUCAAGAAAGAGAGUAAUUUUCGAGCGAGGCUCCGGGAGUUUUCUCCUACCGGACGAAGGGAGCUGUCACCGGUGAGCAGAGGGAAACAGAAGGAGAAUCAACCCAGUGCCCCACCUAUGAGACGAGUGGCCUCUCCUCCACCUCCUCUUAACAGGCCCCAGCAACUUAACCUCCCUAACACAUCGGCCACACAGGAUGCACCUGCUGUUACCACAAAGUCUAAACGAUCCAAGUUGCCAUGGAAGAGGAAGAAGAAGCGAAAUGAUUCUGGCAGCCCGGAGAGGGAAUUCAACUCGGAGGAGGUGGAGAAAUGGCUUACGAGUUCAUUCUGUGCUCCUGCUGCUCCGCCAGCAGUCAAUGACUCCCAUCCAAGGAACUCGCUGGAGCGCCUGGAAGUCAUCAACGCAUACAGGGGGCAACCAACGGUGGCUAUCAAACAGGCAUCCCAAGCUACUACCAAAGCUGCAUCUCCUGCCACACCCGGUACCAAUGGGACCACACCCACAGCCACCACACCCACCACCGCAACCAAUCACAACAGGAAUAGCCUCGUGGAGAGCGAAGACGAUGAUGUAACCAGAAGUGGAGGGAAGCGAAGGGCACCCAAACCACCUACACCCCUACCAGACUUCCAGGAUGAAGACAAUAGUGAAGAUCCAGCCCCACUCCAGAAAUCCUACUCUCUGUCUCCUACCAGUAGAAGGAAGAGCAUACCAGAGGAGGAAAAUCACCUCUAUGAAAAUUUGGGUGCCAAUCGAGCCAACAUAGCCCCUCAGAAGCCAGCUAGGAGGAGACAACGGAACAGGACCACAGGUUUUGAGGACUUGCCGUCUCGCGUCAAGCGUAUGGCCCCAAAGACUCCAGAGAAACCAACCCCUGGCGACACAGGAGACGAUGUCAUCGACGGAAACGGUGCUAAGCAACUGGUGUUUGAUGACAUCCAUCUCAGUUCCUCCCCUCCUCUGAAGUCUGCUCUCAGAAGCACACAAUCAGAACCACUCAGGACUGAUGCUGAAGGGAAAGUGGUUCCAAAGCGUCCAGUCAGAAUCAUCGCUCCGGAAGAUGCAGCUAUUGAUACCCAAUCGCAUUCCACCGUCCUCCGAAGUGACUAUACAAACCUGGCUCUGGUUCCACAAGUGCAUCUGGAUGAUACAAUCCACAAGGACGCAGAAACCCAAGUCGACGACAGUCCUCAAAGGGUAGAGCCAUCUCUCGCAGAUGCUCGAUGCAGUUUGAACCCGCUGAACAGUUCAUCCCUUGAUCAGUCUAGCCAGCGCAAUCUUCUCAAUGAUGUCAGUGCUGUCCAUCGUCAAGCCUUGACUCAACUCUCAAGGACUACACCAAGAACACCACUAGACUGGACAGAGUGUGAGGACUCGGUCUGGAAGGAGCAGGCCACAUCAGAGCCACAGUGUCGUUCAGCUGGGGCAGCAUUCUUUGGUGUAAGACAUCCAACCAACCCUUCCUCUCCUGCAGGCCUACUGGUGUGUUGUGAUCCUAACAAGGCAACUCAGGUGCUGCAAAUGGCUGAAAUGACCAAAUCAAUGGCAACCCAUCCCAACCUCAUCUCAGUGUCCCAUGCUACCAAAGACACUAUCACCAUCGAUCCUUCACUCUUUGAGCAAAGAAAAACCAGGAGCUCUCCUCUUACUGGUGGAUCCAUUGAGACAGCCUUGGUCCUCACGGAUGAUUUACCGACUGGGAAUGUUGCAGAGUAUGUCUCUCAAAAUACCGAGAAGCAUGAGCACUUACCAGAGGUCUAUGAGCGAGAUGUUGCUUUGAUGCUGCUGCAAUUGUGCCAGGGACUGUGUGAGCUUCAGUCACGCAGCAUGUGCCUUGAGAGCCUAAAGCUUGACCACCUCUUACUGACUGAGAGUGGCCUUCCAGGUGGAGGACAUCGUCUAGUCAUCAACCACUUGAUGGGUGCGGAGGUGGUUUCUCCAGCGAGGACAGACGAGAAGGAGGUUGCAUCCAAGCUGGAGCAGAAAUGCCAUGAGUUUGAUGUUGGAAUCCUGAUCUUUGAGUUCCUUCAUCAGCCAAACCCUUUCUCCACCAGGACAAGUUUGAUCAUCUCGGAUUACACUGCGGAUGAUCUUCCUGGUAUCCCUGUCAAGUCUUCUCUCUCCGCUGAUCUACGCACAAUCGCUGCAAAACUCCUAGCCAAAAAUCCUCAAGAUAGACUCACCUGCAAUCAGGCUGUAUCCCUUCUCCAGUGCUUGCUCUGGGGCCCACCAUCUACGGUAUACACUGAUAAUGCAAACACAGCUGAGGCCCUUAACCAAGAAUUGGAAAGGUGGCUGGUGGCUGAGCAAGCAAAGAUGGUAACUAAAGUUGCCCUGUAUUCCUUGUUGGGGCGAGCAUCUUCUGAAAACAAGUCAGGACUUACUCUCUCAGACCAACUGCAGUGUCAGUAUCUAUCUGAUUCGACAGUGGAUACUUGCAAGGAGGCAAUGAGGAUGUUGCAUGGAAAAAAUGAGAGUGAAACAGUAAAUGUCAUUGAUUCUGACCUAGACUUGUAAAUUGUGACUCUAAAACUUCUAUAUAUUUCACCCUGUGCCUCCUUUAUCAACUGUCUUUGUUAUGUGGAAAUACAUACAACCAAAAUCUGAAUCUAUGAUCAUUUUGUUUCUAUUCGUUGAUAGAUAAUCACUCUGUGAUUCAGGACCAAGUGCUCAUUUAUUUGUUUAAUCCACCAAGAAAGCUUUCAGUGCCUUCAUAAUAUUCAUAUACCUAUGAAAAGGUAGUUUUUGUAAACAUUCAGUGCCAGUUUUUCAAUUCAACUUUCUUCAAUGACUUUCACACGUGAGAUAUGUGCCUCAGGUGAUUUAGAGAUAGCAAAUUAGUUAUUUGAAGCCAUUCAAUCUUUUUCUUCUGAUGACGAUAAUAAUUCCUGGCUUAACAUUUUCAGUUCCAUAGAAGUGGUUUCAUCUAACUGUACAUUGUCAAUCCAGAUAUAGAGAGAAAUCACAUGCAAUACAAUGUCUUUGCCAGGAUUAAGGAACUAAUCUUAAGACUUCCUUCAAGUUAGGUCCUUCUCUGUUCUAUGACAGUGACCUUAAACAAACUUUAAAUGUUAACAGUACUAUUUUGUAAGUAAUAUGCAAUCAAAGCAGGCAAUGCGAACGUUUUAAUCACAUUUUAAAGCAAAGGCUGAAAGAAGGGAGAUACAAUCAAGUUUUUUUUUGUUCAUACUUAAGCAUAAUUUUUGUUUUCUGCAAGUUUAAUUAUGUUUUAUGUUACCGAGUGCAGAAGAUAAAAAGUGACAGUUUGUGUCUUGCUUUGUGAGUUCUGUAUGUUUGCUUUGAAUUAUCAAUUACUUUUUGUUUGAUUUUUAUGCAAAAUUUCCUCUUUUUUUAUGCCUUACAAAUCAUUCACCACCCAAUCAUCCAUUUAAAAACAAGAAUGUGUAAGAUUUGCAAAACGUUUGUUAUGUAUAGCAAACUUUUACCAUCUGGACCCUUCAUCUGAAAAAUUUAUAAAAAACUAUAUAUUUGAUUAUGAUUUUUGUAUGAAGGUGCAAAAAAUAUCUGUAUAUCUUGUGCAAUUUUCAUCAUGUUAAUAUCCAGUGCCUCUUUGCAGGAGCCUACAAUUCUAUAGACCAAAUGUAUUUUUGUGUGUUUGUAUAUUUAGUUAUUGUACAGCAUAUGAUUCAGUUUAGUACACCCUAGAGCAUUUUCCUAUUGAAAUAGAUUUAUCAAUCUGUGUAAUGAUUAAUAAAAUAAGUGGACAGUAAAUGUUAUCUGGCAUUUAUUUUGCCAAUUAACGUCAUUUUGCAGGCAAUAAAGAUGUGCAGUUGAUAGCAGAAAUACUCUCAAUUUAGUUGGAUAUGUGCUAGUCGAUCUUGCUGAAGAUUAUAGGAUUUGUUCUUAGCCAUAGAAAUUCUUUCAUGGUCAAACACAUGUUUUGUCACUCUGAUGGAUAGAAUAGUCUUUAAAAAGAUAUCUAUGUCAAGUAUGUUUUUUAUUUAAAUAGAUUCCUCAAACUUGAUAUAGCGGCUGAAAAAUCUCAAACUCUCAUGGUUGAUUCUAUAUCAAUUAAACUCUAAAAAUGUGAUUAGAGUGACCUGGGUUAAUGUUCCACACUUCCUUUUAUGGAAUGUGUUCAUUGUAAGUAUGUUAUCAAGAAAAUUAUGGGAUCCCCCCAAUAUCUUACAAUAGAUUGAGUAUAUACUAGUUGGAUGCAAUUUUGAGUUUUCACUAAAUCAUCUUUUCUUGGACGCCUUUAUUGUUUAGCCAUAUAAUUACAAAAAUCUUGAUCCCUACCAGUUGUUUUCCCAGGUACAUGCACUUUUCAUCAGUAAUUUCAAAAAGACUAGUAGAUAAUUUAUGUGUCUUUUAUACAGCAUUUUUUCCUAAGUUAGUGGUUAUUAUGUCAAAAUUUUGUCCUAAAAGUAGCUAAAGAGUGUAGUUAUGCAGAUUAAGUUAUAGUUUUAAUCACCCCAAUUUUAAAACCAUAUAUAGCAUAAUCUUAUAUAUAUAUAUAUAUAUAUAUAUUUCAAAUAUCCUACUUGCCAAAUGAAAUAUCUUGCAUCACUUUUUCAGAUAUACAAUGUAUAAAUUGAUAGCUUUCAAAAUGUGCUCUUGUGGUUUGCUUUUUGACUUUAUGAUUUUAAAAGUUCUUUGGACAUCGCUGCAUAUGUUAUCAGGAUGUUAGUGUGGACAUCGCUGCAUAUGUUAUCAUGAUGUUAGUGUGUACUUAGAAGUGCUGUUGUGUCCUCACAUUGUUGCUAGCAAAAAGAUAUUUUUGUGUAUAUCUUGAUAUUUUUUACUUCAUUCCUGUCAUGAUGAAAUAAAGCUUUACAAAAUAAGACUUUCA
Molecule: messenger RNA, 7522 nt
Organism: Strongylocentrotus purpuratus (purple sea urchin)
Lineage: Eukaryota; Metazoa; Echinodermata; Echinoidea; Camarodonta; Strongylocentrotidae
Product: inactive tyrosine-protein kinase PEAK1
Exons: 4
Coding region: 235-5226 (1663 amino acids)
Biological process (GO): protein phosphorylation
Molecular function (GO): ATP binding; protein kinase activity
Source: RefSeq, a predicted model, not a curated record